Molecule: messenger RNA, 1141 nt
Organism: Mesitornis unicolor (brown roatelo)
Lineage: Eukaryota; Metazoa; Chordata; Aves; Mesitornithiformes; Mesitornithidae
Gene: DCAF10
Product: DDB1 and CUL4 associated factor 10
Exons: 6
Cellular component (GO): Cul4-RING E3 ubiquitin ligase complex
Molecular function (GO): protein binding
Source: RefSeq, a predicted model, not a curated record
GUCAGUGCUGACUGUAGCUUGCGAACAGACUGAAGUACUGCUUUUUGACCCCAUAUCUUCAAAGCACAUCAAAACCCUCUCUGAAGCUCAUGAAGACUGCGUCAAUAACAUCAGGUUUCUGGAUAAUCGACUGUUUGCCACUUGCUCCGAUGACACCACCAUAGCACUUUGGGAUCUGAGAAAGCUGAACACAAAAGUGUGCACCUUGCACGGUCACACCAGCUGGGUCAAGAACAUCGAGUACGACACCAACACCAGGUUACUCGUGACGUCGGGGUUCGACGGAAACGUCAUCAUCUGGGACACAAACCGGUGCACGGAAGAUGGAUGUCCCCACAAGAAGUUUUUUCACACCCGUUUCCUUAUGCGAAUGAGGCUGACGCCAGACUGUUCCAAAAUGUUGAUCUCCACCUCCUCUGGAUAUCUUCUGAUUUUGCACGAUCUGGACCUAAACAAGUCUUUAGAGGUUGGCAGCUACCCAAUUUUAAGAGCCAGGAGGACUACGUCAAGUUCAGACAUAACGUCAUCGGGUUCCUCCGGUCCUCGGACUUUCAGUUCGCCGUGUCACCAGUAUGAUUCGUGUCCGCUGUCUGAGAAACACAUGUCACGGUCCUCCCAGCGAGAAGGUGGGUCACCGAGAAAUAGUUUGGAGGUCUUAACACCAGAGGUUCCUGGAGAAAGAGAUAGAGGCAACUGCAUCACAUCGCUACAGCUGCAUCCCAAAGGGUGGGCUACGCUGCUUCGGUGUUCGAGUAAUACUGAUGACCAGGAGUGGACCUGCGUCUAUGAGUUCCAGGAAGGAGCCCCCGUGCGCCCCGUGUCCCCGCGCUGCUCGCUGCGGUUGACACAUUGCAUCGAGGAAGCCAACGUGGGCCGGGGCUACAUCAAAGAACUGUGCUUCAGCCCCGACGGCCGGAUGAUCUCGUCCCCGCACGGCUUCGGGAUCCGCUUGCUGGGGUUCGACGCGCACUGCAGCGAACUGGUCGACUGCUUGCCCAAAGAAGCCAGUCCCCUGAAGGAGAUCCGCUCCCUCUACUCCCACAACGACGUGGUGCUGACCACCAAGUUUUCUCCAACGCACUGUCAGAUCGCCUCGGGGUGCCUUAGUGGACGUGUUUCUCUGUACCAGCCAAAGUUCUAG